CGGAGGUGUGGGGAGCAACAAGGAGGAGUUGAGCUUACGUUGAACCGUUGGCCGAGCUUGGCCUUUUUUCUCUGAACUUCGCUCACUAACAUAACCGGCAGCAAACCGUGCUGCUUCAACCACCGCCGCAAGUCAGUAGUCCACGGUGCUCGCGUGAAAUACCAUCAGCUCUGGCCUCACUGGAUCUCCAGGACCAGUCCAGCUCUUAUUCUCCCUCAGACAACGGCCGGUACUGAAACGCGGACGGUCUUGAGUCCUGACAUCAAGAGGGGCACAUCGUUCGUCCGCACACACCACCGCUUGGCUCCGCCCUUGCUCCACGCUCAUCUCACAACCACUAGAGGGAUACGAUAGGAUCUGGGGAGGAGAUAUAGUGUCUGACAUCCAAGAUGCCGUCCACAUCGGUGGCCUUGACCCCGGGCCUGUCGUCGUUUCUCAAGUCUCUGAAGACGAACCCGAUCGACACAUCCAUCGACAACCUCAUAUCACUUCUCAAACGGAGACAGAUCCGUCAUUCACGAUCAUGCGCCAUUGCGACCGCUUACCUUCUCCUCCGCGUCGUCUCUUUUUACCGGACAACAGAUGCUGCAAAAUUAAUUGAGCGGGUGCAGAGUGUGGGGAGACGGCUGAUAGCCGCCCAACCCAGGGAGAUGGUCGUUGGUAAUAUUGUGAGACGGAUCCUAGGCCUCAUCAGAGACGAAGCGGAGGACGAACGAGAUGCGGAGUUUUCCUUGUCCAGUGACGCCGGUUCAGACAGUCGACCACACACUCCGCCCCAGUCGAACAAGGAUUUUGAAGCUGGUUUGGGCAUUCACGACCAUCUGUCCGUCCGGCACGAAGGCUCAGAGAGAUCCUCCUCUCGCCCACCUUUCAAUUCCUUUGCGCCCACUCCGGCCCCGAUAUCCAUGUUCAGUCUCCUGUCACAUCCCGAUACGGACUCCUCUCAACCAGGCUCCCCUGCAAUGCCUGGUUCGCCGUUGGGUCGAUUCCCUGGUCACGCUCCAAGCAAGGACAUCCGCGCAGAAGUCAUUGACGGAAUCGGUGAGAUCAUCGAUGAGUUAGGUCAAGUCGACGACCAGAUCGCCGGUUACGCCUUGGAGCAUAUCCACUCGAAUGAAAUCAUUCUCACCCACACGUCCUCGUCGACCGUCCAAAAAUUCCUGAUGAAGGCCGCUGCUAAGCGGAAAUUCACCGUCAUCCAUGCAGAGUCCUAUCCUAACAACCACGAGGCGACGCACGCUACUGUAAGCGGAACAACCUACGGCGACGAAGAGAGCAUGAGCGUCGAGUCAUUCCAGAAGCCUUUGAUUGCCAUGGGUAUCACGGUCAUCCUGAUCCCCGACUCCGCCGUAUUUGCGCUUAUGUCCCGGGUCAACAAGGUUAUCCUGGGCACACACUCGGUCCUGGCCAACGGCGGACUUGUCGCGGCCGCUGGCACUCGAGUCAUUGCUCGGGCAGCCAAAGUCCACCAGACUCCGGUCGUCGUGGUCAGCGGUGUUUACAAGCUGAGCCCAGUGUAUCCCUUCGACUACGAGGCGCUGAUCGAAUACGGUGACGCGAGCAAAGUGCUCGGUUACGAAGACGGCGAUCUGGUGGACAAGAUCGACGUUGAGAACCCACUCUAUGACUAUGUUCCAGCAGAGCUGGUUGAUCUUUACAUUACUAACUUGGGAGGUCAUGCGCCGUCAUAUCUGUACCGUAUCGUCUCAGACCAUUACCGGAAGGAGGAUAUCAACUUCUAGAUUAUGAAUGACACUUACACUAGAUGAGAAAAUAUGGAAGGAACAAAAUGAAAAUAAUGAUACCCAGGGCAAUCAUUAUAGAUA
Paecilomyces variotii is the source of this 1826-nucleotide messenger RNA. Its product is annotated as translation regulator GCD7. The coding region runs from base 390 to 1742 and encodes 450 amino acids. Gene Ontology annotation, cellular component: eukaryotic translation initiation factor 2B complex. Gene Ontology annotation, molecular function: translation initiation factor activity; guanyl-nucleotide exchange factor activity. NCBI's taxonomy places the organism in Eukaryota, Fungi, Ascomycota, Eurotiomycetes, Eurotiales, Thermoascaceae. The transcript has 3 exons. Gene Ontology annotation, biological process: translational initiation. The record is from RefSeq and is a predicted model, not a curated record.